CUUACAGAUGCUUUUUCAUUGAAAUUGAAACGAAACCUAUACCAGAAGUGGUUGAAAGCCAUUCAUGGUUCAACUAUCUAGCCUUCUGAAGCCGUGCGAUCGGAAUUGAUCGCUUUCGUCCAGAUAGAACAGCAAAUUAAAACAAUGGAUGUAGGGGACGAAGCAACAUUAGCAAACAAAGAAGAGGAUGACGAUGGACAAUCGGAUCAACAAGAUAACAAUGUUGAAGAAUUCAGUGAUCAGGAAAACGGUGGUUCAUCUGUAGAAGGAGAACGUUUUAGUGAUUGUGAAGAUCCUGUCUCAUCCACAUUAGAUCAUCAGGAUGGAGACCAAGUGAAAGAAAGCGACUUAGCAAGUAGAUUUGAUGAAAAAUUUGAUCAAUUGUCUGAGAACAAGGAGGAGGGUUCUGAAGACAGUAAGGGACAGGAAACUAAAGAAUCUGACCAUGAUGAUGAAAGUCAGGAAAAUGAUGCAGAAGAUGGUGAGAGCCAGGAAGAAGUGUUAGAGGAAGGAAAUGCAGAUGUUUCAGAAGAAAGGAAUGCAGAUGAUGUAUCAAGUCAGGAAGAUUUUCAUGAAGAUGAUGAAUCUAUUGAGGAUGACACGAAAAAAAAUGGCAAGGAAUUCAAUGAAAUUUGGAAUCAGAAUGAUAUGCAUGGAGACAUUGUAGCAGAUAUUCAAAGUCAGGAAGAUGAAGAUAAGGAAAUAGACGAGGAAAGUCAAGAUCUAGUAGAGAGCUCUGGGGAAGUAAACAUCAUCACAGGUGACAAGGAGAUUGGAGAAAUAGAUGAAGAUGAUGAAGAUUUCAGUGUAGGUGAUGUAAAAGAGCUUGAUGGUGAUGACGAUGAUGUUAGCCAAGAAGAAAUGCAAGUUCUUGACAAGGAAUCUUUUGAAGAGUUAUGGAAAAAGGAGGCAGAUUCUGGUGGACAGUUGGAAGAGGAGGCUAGUGUAGCUUUACCAGGGGAUAAAAGUAAUGUUAUACAGGAGAAUAGUGAUAAUUUACCCGAUUCUACAACAUUUGAUACAAAUCCGACUGGAGAUUCAGAGUAUAAUACAAAUUCAGUGACAAAUAAUUACCCAACUGAUGAUUAUAAUGAUAUUAAAGAAGUACAACCAGAUAAAGGAGACAGUGUUAAUGACAAUGAGGAAAUUAGUGACACUGAAGGAGAUUCUAUAGGUUCCUCAUUGUAUGAUGAAAAUGAAGGUAAAGACACUAAGGACUUUGAUGAGGAAAGUGCUGGCUCACGAGAACAAUUUAAUGAUACUAGCUUUGUCUGUAGUGAUAAUGUUGAUAAUGAGGAUACCCCAGUGAUGGACGAGGGGGAAAUGGACACUGGUGAAGUUUAUAGCAAUGAAAAUGCCACUGACAGUGACAUAGUAAAUAAUGAACAUAUAAAGGAUGUAUCUCGAGAAUCUGAUGUAGGACAAGAAAAUGACAUGAGUUCCGAGGGAGAAAUUGGUGAUGAUGAAGAUGAACUUAAAGAUGGAGAUGAAAAUGCUAGUUCUGAUGGAGAAAUUAAUGAUGAAGGUGAUAGGAAUGAUGAAAAAAUGAACAUUUAUGAAAAUGAAAAAGAUGAAGAAAGUAGAUCUGUUCCAAUAAGUGAAGAUGAAAGAGAUAGUGUGAAUGAUGUGGAAGAAACUGUUGAGGGUGAAACAGAGUCUUAUGGGAAGUCGAUUGACAGUUCAGUUGAUCAAAGAAUUUCUCAGAGCACUACUGGUCAGUUUAGUGUAGAACAAGGGGAUAGUGACAAGGAUGAGGAAUGGAACACUCUUGACUUGGAAAAGGAGACACCAAGUCACAUCAGCGAAGAUACAAACAGGCUAGAAAUGCAGAAAGACAGAGCAGAGAAGAAUGUAGAACCAGAGGACAUCGAUUCUCCAGAGGAAACAGAGGAUAUAGACUCACCAGAGAGUGACAUGGACGAGGAAGAAGGAGAGGUUGAAGCCGAUAAUCCAGCUUCACCAGUAACGGAAGAUGAACAGAAGGAGGAAGUCAAUAAACAAGAGGAAAAUGAGAACAUCUACAACGAUGUGUCUGAUGAGGAGGAGUCCUACAGCGAUGAUGAAGAGGAGGCUGUUCCAGUCAGGAAUAUGGUGGACACUAGAGUGGUCAGCCGGAAAGAGGAGACGCAAACUGAACGCCCAAAGUUCACAGAUUUGAGGGAGAAAAUCCGAGAAGGACAGCUUAAGUUGCAGUCUAGUCUUCCAGAAGAUCAUGUUGAAUUGGACUAUGAUGAAGAUGGUAUGGAUGACGUUCCCAAAUCGACAGAUGACACCAACAAGGACAAAAUGGAUGAUAGAGGCAAUGAGGAAGAUGAUAAAAGGGAAGAUGGAGAAGCUUUGUCUGACCGGGAUGAUGGUGAGGUGGAUGAUGAUGAGGAUUGUGAAGAAGGGGAGAUAAAAGAACCAGGAGCAAGGAAACCUUUUGUCAAACCAAUAUGUCGUUUUUACACACGCGGCCAGUGUACUUGGGGAAACAACUGCAGGUUUCUACACCCAGGUGUCAAUGAUAAAGGAAAUUACAGACUCAUAGAGAGACCUGGAUUUGAUAGUCCUACAAAAAAGGGUUUUGGAAAAGGCCCAUGGAACCAAGGGGAGGGAUCUUUUGAUGAAUUACCUCCUCCUCCUAUGGCUCCACAACCUGAGUCAGCAUGGGAACGAGGUCUGAGACAUGCAAAGGAGAUGGUAAAGAAAGCUAGUCAACGGAAGGAAACAGAUGCCAACUUUGAAGACAAAAAGAUGAAUUUAUCAAUUGAGGAAGAUAGGGAAUUCAACAAAGAAAAUGACAGACUGAAGUUUGAUAAGGGGCCAAAAGAUCCCUACUACGAUCAAGUGUAUGAUGACGAGUAUUACGACAAACCUUAUCAGAAUCAACGUCAGCACCAUAACUGGCAGUCUGGUCAGUAUGAGAACUUUGAGGUACGCUGGACACGAGAACCAGAUUGGAUACAACCUGCCAUGCCCCAGCAACAUCAUCAUCGGCCCCCUUCAGACCCCUAUGUACGAGAACGAGAGAAGUAUUCACCGAGGAACCUAUCUCCACCUCCACAACACCACAUAGAAAGGUUUGAACGUCACCGCGAUAAUCGUAGACGAGAGUGGGAAGAUGAACGACCUGAACCACCAAUUCACCAGCACCAACAUCAUCAGCCCCGACCCCGGCCUGCUGACUCAUGGCAUGAUCCCUGGCGAAGGUCAAAGUCACCAAAGAGGAAACCGAGAACAUCCCGAAGUCAUUCCCGAGGACGACGGAGAGCUCGUCGUUCCCAUAGCUAUUCUUCUUCUUUCUCAUCAAGCUCAUUUUCAGGUUCAUCACGUUCAAGGUCAAGAUCUUCAUCUUAUAGUUCAUACAGUAGUCACUCAUCAGCAAGUCGGUCCUCCUCCCCAGGAUCCAGUUCAUACAGUAGUCACUCAUCAGCAAGUCGGUCCUCCUCCCCAGGAUCCAGUUCAUACAGGAGUCACUCAUCAGCAAGUCGGUCCUCCUCCCCAGGAUCCAGUUCAUCUUAUAGUUCAUACAGGAGUCACUCAUCAGCAAGUCGGUCCUCCUCCCCAGGAUCCAGAUCAUCAAAGUCAAAGUCACCUGGUAAAGGUCCAUUAAAACGACCCCAGGGGGGUCCUCGGCCCCAAGGGGGUCCUCCGGGUGACAGGAAAGUAGGCGGUCCUGGAGACAGAGCCAAUGACCAGCCACGUAGUGCUGUGGCUGUAAAGGGCAAACCUCACACGAGUCCAGACAAACGAAGACAUGGUAUGUACCAGGGACCCGGGUCUGCUCCAGGUCCAGGGGGGCCCCCCAAGCAACGAGGUGCCCCUGGCAGUGCCCCUCCAAGACACAUGCCUGCCGCUUCCCAUCCUGGCAGGGCUCCACAACGGGGACCACCCCCCUCCCAGCGAGGGGGUCCACGACGCCCUAUGCAAAAACCACCACCUCGACGCCAUGGUAGUGCCAGCUCCAGUGGCAGCAGUUUGUCACGAUCACGGAGCCGAUCAUCCUCAUCUUCAAGAUCGUCAAGUAACAGCAGCAUGUCUUCGUUCAGCAGUCACACUUCAAGUAGCUCCAGUGGCAGUGCCGACUCGGAGCACCUGUACCGUGGUGUGGGUGAGAGUCCAUCUCCACUCAAACAACGCAAGCCUGCAGCUCCGAAACCAAAGAAAAGAGGUCCCCCUCCUGCGCUCAGGGAUAAAGCAUUGCCCUCUGCUGCAAUGAAGGGGGAUCCAAGAGGAGGAAAAACUGCUAGUCGCCAAGACAACAAAGUGGACAGCUCUAACAGACAGACUGUGUCUGCUCAAAACAAACCCAAGGAUCCCCUCAAGCUUACAGGACAGAAACCAAACAUUAAACUGACCCUUCUCAACAAGGCUCCUUCAGACAAAGGACAGACGAGCAAGAAACGUCCAGCUGAUCAACCACCAGUAGCUCCCCCGUCCAAGAGAAUGGCUCAUGGGCUAGUUGCACCUCUGAAGGCGCCAGAGAAAGUCAUCAAGAAGCCUGAUAAGGUUGUACGACCUACACCUGUAGUGAAACCUAAACCUGCAGCAGCAGCUCCCGUAAAGGCGCCAGCACGUACCCCUAUCUCACCUACCAAGGCUCCGACUAAACCCAGUCUGGCAGCAGCUGCUGCCGCAGCAUCGGCCCUCAGUCAGAAGGAAAAGAAGAGCACUUCUUCACGCCGAGAGGAACUGCUCAAACAGCUCAAAGCUGUUGAAGAUGCGAUUGCUCGCAAACGGUCGAAAAUGUCAUGAUGACCACUUUUUAGUACAUAUUUAUGUCAUUAAUCCGUCAGCCUUACACAGCUUAGAGGACAUCAUGAGUGAGAACAUCGUAAUUGUAGUUCUUUCAAAAAUUAUGACGGCGACUCAACAUGUCAAAGUGAAAUACGAUGUCAAUAUCCAGACAUGCAGCCUUUGUUUAAAAACAGCCAUCUGGGGAGAGGAAUAUGAUGUCAUAUCUGGUCACCCAGGCAUUAUAAAAAAUAGUGGUCUUGUUAGAGAGAUAUAGUGUCAUAUCAGGACACCAAGCUAAAAAUAAGAUCUAGUUGCAGGUGUUCUGAUGAAGAUGGACAUCUUGUAAGAGUGUCAUUUCGAGAUAAUUGAAGGUAUAUAAAGUCAUUCUCGUUUGUUAGAGUGAUAUUGUGUCUUAUCAGGAUGCUUCAAACCCUUCCAGAGGUGACAAAAGGAUGUGGUUAAGAUUAAUACAGCAAAAACUUUUGUUCAAAUGAUUUUAAACUUGGUAUUUUGCCCUUUGUGAUAUUUUCCUUAUAGGCCUUUGAUUGUUAAACCACAGAAUUGGAAACAACAGGGGAAAUACACAAUCAUUUCAGUUAUGGGCGAUCAAGUGGGCAUUUGGCCUAGAUUUGGUCAGUAUCAUUUCAAAUUCAUUGGUCCAUCCCAUAAGAGUAAUGACUAAGUAUAUAGGAUAUAGAAAGUCCCAUGGAAGACUGGAUACUUGGAGUCAUGUUGUCUGUGACUGUGGCACUGACCAGAACCUUGGUGUGUGCCUCUACAGGUGUGUAUGUAUAGAGAGAUGCAGAUCUUAGGUUUUAUUUUGUAAUAAAUCAUGUGGAAAGUAUACUUAAAAUCUUUUCUAAUCAUCUGUAAAUAAAAACAUGAUAUUUUCUACUUAUAAAUAUGUACAAAUUAAGUUCAGAUUUUAUGAUUGUGACCCUGUUAAAGCUCAUGUGAGUGAAGAGUUACAGAAUAGCAGAGCUAAAACAGGUGUGAAAUAUGGAACGUGUGUGUGAUUUGUGUUCAUGUAUGCAAGAAUAUGUUUGAAUGAACUGAUGAUUGAAAUAAAUUAAAACUGAGGUUGA
Molecule: messenger RNA, 5804 nt
Organism: Ylistrum balloti
Lineage: Eukaryota; Metazoa; Mollusca; Bivalvia; Pectinida; Pectinidae
Product: zinc finger CCCH domain-containing protein 18-like
Exons: 21
Coding region: 145-4737 (1530 amino acids)
Molecular function (GO): metal ion binding
Source: RefSeq, a predicted model, not a curated record